CCAUCAGUUAGAAAACCUUCCACCUUGAGAAUUUCUCAGCCAAGAAAACAAAAAAAAGGUAUCAAUUUGCUUAAAACCCAUUUGUUAAGACCCAGAUUCUUGUUGUUAUCAUAUUAUAUUAUGAAGGCAAUUCCGUGGCCAACCAUAGGGGUGGUGAUUUCUUGGUACAGUUCCAACAUUGGUGUUCUCCUUCUGAACAAGUACUUGCUAAGCAACUAUGGUUUCAAGUACCCUGUUUUCCUCACCAUGUGUCACAUGAUGAUGUGUUCUCUUCUCAGCUUCAUUGCCAUUUCAAUAAUGCAAGUUGUCCCUUUGCAGAACAUACAAUCAAGGAGACAGUUUGCCAAGAUUUGUUUCCUUAGCCUUGUUUUCUGCUUCUCUGUCGUCUGUGGAAACAUAUCGCUUAACUACAUUCCAGUGUCCUUUAACCAGGCCAUCGGCGCCACCACGCCGUUCUUCACUGCCGUUUUCGCCUAUUUCAUGACCAGCAAAAGAGAGGCUUGGGUUACAUAUUGUACCCUGUUGCCUGUUGUUGGAGGAGUCAUCAUAGCUACUGGGGGUGAACGAAGUUUCCAUCUGUUUGGGUUUUUGAUUUGUGUUUCAUCAACUGCUGCCAGAGCAUUCAAAUCGGUGCUUCAAUCUAUUUUAUUGUCCUCAGAGGGGGAAAAGUUGAAUUCUAUGAAUCUUCUACUUUACAUGGCACCUAUAGCAAUGUUGGUGUUGUUUCCAGCAACAUUACUGAUGGAGAAAAAUGUGAUUGGGACCACAGUGGAUCUUGCAAGAAAUGAUAUCAGAAUUGUAUGGUAUCUGCUGUUCAGUUCCUCUCUUGCAUAUUUUGUGAACUUGACCAAUUUUUUGGUCACAAAACAUACAAGUGCACUCACCCUUCAGGUUCUAGGAAAUGCAAAGGGGGCAGUUGCAGUGGUUGUCUCAAUUCUGAUAUUCAAGAAUCCAAUUUCAGUUAUAGGAAUGAUGGGCUAUGCACUCACAGUCACGGGAGUCAUUCUGUACAGUGAAACCAAGAAGAGGUAUAGCUGAAAUUUUGAAAAAGAAAAAAAAAUUAAACACAAUUACCAAUCAAACACGUACAUAAUACACCAUACAAGCGAAAGGACCAUUGCAGAAUAUGAACUUUCAGCAAUUGUGUUGUGUUAAUAGGAAAAGGAAAAUUUCACCUAUUUCUUUUUCUAAUUAUUUAUUUUAGCAUGUAUGUACGUGUCCGCAGAGCAAGACUUGGAGGUCAUUAUACUUCUUACAUUUGUUACCUACACGAUAUUCACAAGAAUGUAGCACCAAAAACAAUGAAUGAAUACCCGAAUUAGAUUCCUACAUACUUUCAUAUUUUGAGAGAUGAUGUUUCUUUCGUGUUCUUCUAUCUAGCAAAUUUUAA
Messenger RNA from Arachis stenosperma, 1390 nucleotides. RefSeq names its product probable sugar phosphate/phosphate translocator At5g05820. The transcript is spliced from 4 exons. The record is from RefSeq and is a predicted model, not a curated record. Gene Ontology annotation, molecular function: antiporter activity. Lineage: Eukaryota; Viridiplantae; Streptophyta; Magnoliopsida; Fabales; Fabaceae. Gene Ontology annotation, cellular component: Golgi apparatus. The coding region runs from base 121 to 1038 and encodes 305 amino acids.